Messenger RNA from Micropterus dolomieu (smallmouth bass), 1503 nucleotides. Its product is annotated as delta-type opioid receptor-like. Bases 50 to 1012 code for a protein of 320 amino acids. Gene Ontology annotation, molecular function: dynorphin receptor activity; neuropeptide binding. Gene Ontology annotation, biological process: neuropeptide signaling pathway; G protein-coupled opioid receptor signaling pathway; sensory perception of pain. Lineage: Eukaryota; Metazoa; Chordata; Actinopteri; Centrarchiformes; Centrarchidae. The transcript has 3 exons. Gene Ontology annotation, cellular component: neuron projection; membrane. The record is from RefSeq and is a predicted model, not a curated record.
AAUAAUUACCUCAAAUCAGACUGAUUGCAUCGCCCGUCGGUAGAAGCCUAUGUUAUCACUUAAGUUCCAGAAGAAACGACUACUGUUUAGUUGCUUCAUGGAGGACGAUUCAACUGAAAUAAAAAAGAGAUACACAAAGAUGAAGACAGCCACCAACAUUUACAUUUUCAACUUAGCACUCGCUGAUGCCCUCGUCACCACCACAAUGCCCUUCCAGAGCACAGACUACCUGUUGAAUACCUGGCCCUUCGGUGAGGUGGUUUGCAAGGUCUUCAUCUCCAUCGACUACUACAACAUGUUCACCAGUAUCUUCACUCUCACCAUGAUGAGUGUGGAUCGCUACGUGGCUGUGUGCCACCCUGUCAAAGCCCUGGACUUCCGCACUCCGAUCAAAGCCAAGAUGAUCAAUGUGUGCAUCUGGAUCCUGUCCUCAGCCGCAGGCAUACCUGCAUUUGUUCUGGGCGGCACGCAGACAAAGAGUGAAAUAACUGAGUGUGCCUUGCAGUUCCCAGAGCCAUACGUGUACUGGGACACAGUGAUGAAGAUAUGUGUGUUUGUCUUUGCCUUUGUCGUGCCGGUGCUCAUCAUCACCGUGUGCUACUCCCUCAUGGUCUUGAGGCUGAAGAGCGUCCGAAUGUUGUCCGGCUCCCGGGAAAAAGACCGCAACCUGCGGCGGAUCACGCGGCUGGUGGUGGUCGUGGUGGCUGUGUUUGUGGUCUGCUGGACACCCAUUCACAUUUUCAUCCUGGUCAAGGCGCUUGUGAGUGUGCCCGAAACCACCGCCAUCAUGGCCGCCUACUUCUUCUGCGUGGCUCUGGGCUACACAAACAGUAGUCUCAACCCCGUCCUCUACGCCUUUCUGGAUGAGAACUUCAAACGCUGCUUUAAAGACUUUUGCCUCUCGGCUAAACUGAAGGGGGACAAGGUGUCGGGGAGCAAGAAAGCCCCCAGCUCUGAGCGAGAGGCUGCUGUUCCCCUGGAGGACCCAGAUGGGACUAGAAAGCCAUCAUGACUAGCAGUGGAACUGUCUUCAAUUUCCCACACUGGAAAAGAAGACUCCCAUGACCUGGGGUUAACUAAUGUCACAUCAGCAAUGUUUUGACUCUAUUACAGAAGCUGAUUUAUUUUAAUUAUCACCUGGGGUUUAACCAGUGCCAAAACUGAUAUGAUUUCAUCUCAGCAAUCAAAUUAAAGUUACACAUAUUAAUUGUAUUCCAUCUUUUCCAUAAAUCCACAUAAAAUCAAAAACACCAAGCUCUUCCACAUGACAAUAACUUUGCUGUGACUUUUCUUUUAUUCAUUUUUGCCCCUCAUGGCAGAUUGUGUGUUGAUUAUGUGAACAGGUUGGUGGAUGUGAGCUUGAUUUAAGUAGUAAAAAAUACCAAAUGUGAUUAAAGUUAGUCUUUAACAUCUACGUCUAUUUCCAUUGACUGUCCAGCUAGAAAGUAUAUUAUUGAAAGGAGACCUAUUAUACUGCUUUUCCAGUCCCAUAUUGUAGUUCUG